CUCCAUCCACGUCUAUCGCAUCAAUUUUCCACCUCGAAGAAUCCGGAAUCUAUUUCAGAAACUCUUCGGCUCUCAUUUCCCGCGCCGUAUAUCGAUAUUCAGACCGUAUUUGGAUUGGGAACACUCGGGACUGACGUUUAUCGCGGCAUUUUGCCACUCAUCAGAUCUUAACUUCGAAACUCUGCAACCAUGGGUAAAGUUCACGGAUCCCUCGCUCGUGCCGGUAAGGUCAAGGCCGCCACUCCUAAGGUUGAGCCCCAGGAGAAGAGAAAGCAGCCCAAGGGCCGUGCCAAGAAGAGAAUAGUCUACACCCGCCGUUUCGUCAACGUCACCAUGACCGGCGGUAAGAGAAAGAUGAACCCCAACCCCGGCUCAUAAACGGCUCGCUCCUGCAAUAUCUGAAAUCGUCGCGAUAUGUUGAUCGAUGGAGGAGAAUGAUGGCGGUUAUGAUGUGCAUGGUGACUUGAUAUCGGGGGCGGAAAUACCGGAGUCCGGAAAUACUCCAUUUUUCUCUUUUCCUUGUUGUUUGUUCUCCGGAGGGUGAAGCAGCAAUAGAGUUACAUGAAUGCUUUUUU
This is a messenger RNA of Xylona heveae TC161, 575 nucleotides long. RefSeq names its product ribosomal protein S30. Gene Ontology annotation, cellular component: cytosolic small ribosomal subunit; ribosome. The transcript has 3 exons. Bases 190 to 378 code for a protein of 62 amino acids. Gene Ontology annotation, biological process: translation. Lineage: Eukaryota; Fungi; Ascomycota; Xylonomycetes; Xylonales; Xylonaceae. Gene Ontology annotation, molecular function: structural constituent of ribosome. The record is from RefSeq and is a predicted model, not a curated record.